Molecule: messenger RNA, 2900 nt
Organism: Drosophila grimshawi
Lineage: Eukaryota; Metazoa; Arthropoda; Insecta; Diptera; Drosophilidae
Product: zinc finger protein 595-like
Biological process (GO): regulation of transcription by RNA polymerase II
Cellular component (GO): nucleus
Molecular function (GO): RNA polymerase II cis-regulatory region sequence-specific DNA binding; zinc ion binding; DNA-binding transcription factor activity
Source: RefSeq, a predicted model, not a curated record
AAUUUACCUGAAUAUUAAAAAGGAAACAAAAUGAAUGAGGGGAGUGAAUACUCCAUUCACUCAAUAUGCCGAAUCUGCUUAAAUCACCUUCGAAAUGAUCCGGCGUACGACCUGUUUCUCGUUCCGGGUCUGGCCAAAAAACUGUGUGUGUGUACUUCACUCUCAGUGGAACAGCACGAUGGCUUCCCGAAAAACCUUUGCACCAAUUGCUACACCAAGCUGAACGACCUGCACGGAUUCCAGAAACUGUGCGUGGACUCUGUACAAAAGUUUCAGGAAAUGGUCGCUAGCAAUUAUUUUACACCUGUUAUUGCCGAUAUUAAUCAAAUUGACAAUGUCGACAUACUGCACGUUCCAGCGCACGAUGGGGAUAUGGAAGAGGAUCGCAUCAACUUUGAUCCGCUGCUAAAUACGAAAAUUGAGAUAAUUGAAAAUGAAGAAGAGGUUUUCAAAAUGCUGGAAGAUGUGGACAAAGAAGCGGAGGAGGUAGAAAAAGAGAAGGAGUCAUCUAGUGAUACUGAACACGAUAAUGAUGAUGAUGUUGACUUUGAAGCGAAUAGCAGUGAAUCUGACGACGCCAUGCCCCUGUCGCGUUUACGAAGCACUACCAGAGCGUCAAAGACAAAGGCUAAGAAGAGCACUGCGGAUGAUUUUGACGAUGAAUCUUCCAGCUCUGAUUCGGAUGACGAUGACAAUGAUGAUGAUGAUGACGACGAUAAACCCAGAACGAAACCAAAACGCAAACGCAUUCCGGCUGCUGAGAGACACUUGCAUCGCCUCAUCGAUUGUCACAUUUGCCACCAAAAAUUCAAGAAGGCAAUUCGCUACGAGGAGCACAUGAAGCAUCACAACGAUCUAUUGCCAUUCCAGUGCACUGUGGAAACCUGCAGGAAGGGUUUCACUACGGCUGGUGGUCUGCGCCUUCAUAUGGACCACGCCCAUUCAGAAUUCUCUGAAGUGCACGCCUGCACGUUUGAGGGAUGUGACAAGACCUUCCCUCGAUCUGUCUUACUCACGUUCCAUAUGAAAAAGGUGCACAAAGUGGCAAAGGCUGACACCCGUAAUCAUCCGUGCACGGACGAAAAAGUCUUCCGUUGUCCAACGGCGCUUAAGAAACACAUGUAUAAGCACACUGGCGAGGAGCUGCCUUUUGCAUGCGAGAUCUGUGGCAAACGGUUCCACAUCCAUAGUGUGCUUAGAGACCAUCUCUUGCGCCAUGCCGGUGUAAAGAAUCAUGUGUGCCCCUAUUGCGGCGUCGGUAAAACCACUCGCCAGGAGUGGAACAAACACAUAUUGACCCACACCAAGGAAAAACAGUUCCAGUGUCGCCAGUGCGAUCAUGCUUCCCACAACAAACAGGCUUUGUCCAAUCACGUCAAGGUGGUUCAUAUGAAGAUCAAGAACUUUGCGUGUCAGUAUUGUGGCAAGACCUUUGGCAAAUCGCAUGCAUGCAAGAUCCAUGAGAGACUUCACACGGGCGAAAACUGCUGCGAGUGCAAGAUCUGUGGCAAGAUCUUCCUUUUCGAGAAAAGAUUAACCAAGCAUUUGCAGAUCCAUGAGAAACGUGAAACAGCUCCGCCUUCAACCGUUGUUAAGCCGCAAGAGGAGGGAGACGCUCAAAACACGCAGAAUGUGAACCAGGACUUGACUGAGCCAGUGGAUGUUAAGCCCGUGCCAAUAAUUCCUCCUAAACCGAAAAAUUCGCAUCGAGUUGAGCGUGUUGAUAUAUCGCAGCUAGCAGGCACUUCUGUCAAUCCAAUAUCAUCAGUAUCGGUGCCAUCCUGGGCGCCACAAGUGAACUUCACAAAGAAGGAAGGCCAGCACAUUUGUCCAGGAUGUGGUCGUGGCUUCAACCACAUCGGCAAUAUGAAACUUCACUACAAGAUAAUACACGAAAAGGUGAAGGACUUUGCCUGUCGCUAUUGUCCAAAGCGCUUUGCCAAAGCGCAGUACCUUCGCAAUCAUGAAUAUAUCCAUACGGGCGAGAAGCCGUUCGAAUGUAAGAUUUGUGGCAAGCAUUUCCGUCAAGAGCAGGUAUUGAAGACGCAUUUGAAGGUGCAUGAUAAGCCGCCGAAGCCUCCCAAAGCCAAAAAGCCCCCAAAGCCAUCUGUUAGCAAAGCAAAGGGAUUGAAGGUUGAGCUAAACAAAAAACAACCAAAGAUUUUUGAUGAGUUCCAGGAUCCCGCUGCGGAACGUGCCGCCGCAACUGCUGCAUUGCUGGCACAACAGAUGGAGGAGAAUGAAGCGAAGCGCAAGGCAGAGGAGGAGACGCGCAAGAUUCAAGAGGCUGCAUGCGAGCAGCUCAACAGACUUCAAAAGCAGGUGCAGAGUGAGAAGGGCUCCUAUGACAGCUACUAUGGACAAAAAGCGGAGGCUGAUGGUACUAACCUGGAUGCUCUCAAAUUAGAUCAUGUGUAAAUCGAAACGCUGUCCCAGUCGUUUUAAGAUAUCUAAUGAACUAUGCGAAUCCCUCGAAUGGCCUCACAUGUAUAACUUAAUCCGCCUAAUCAUUUUACUUAUGUAUUAAACAAUUAAUUAAGAAGUGCGUGUUGUAUUACAUACUUACCCUUAAAUUCACUAAAUACUUUAACAUUUAGUAGCUUAACGGAUAUAAAUAAUUGUUAAAUAUAUAUUCUGAGGAGGAAUCUAUUGCUUGUCUUCGCUCCAACCCCAAAGCCGAAUGAUUAAAUGGGAAUCUACUGAUGAACUGAAGAAUUGAGUCUUCCUAUGGAUACCCUGAUUACCAUCCCGAACCCGAACUGUGGAAAUCUCUAGAAUCUGCAUUAAAACCACGUAAACCAUACUUUCAAAACUUUCAAGUUAUCAAGUUAAGCACCAUUAAAAUGACAACAUGGUUAUUAUGAUUAUUGCUUAAGGAAAUAUACAUACUCGUAUAUAAA